AUGGCCCACGUCGCGAAACGACCACGCUUGCACGGGCCCAAGAACCCCACUCUCACAUUACCUGCUACCACUCCGAAACUCCGAAACCUCCAGAUUGAACACGAAAAUUCCCUGCGACAAUCUGCUCAACGCCUAAAAACCAGUUGGGAAGAUAUUUGUCGUCGUUAUGGGCGUGAUUUUGAUGGUAGAGCGGACGAGAUCGACCUAAGAACAGGAGAGUUGGUUAUCGACAAUGGGCACCUAAGGGGUCUUGAAGAAGAUCUGGAGAAUACGUGGGGUGGGGGUGAUGAUGACGAAGAAGGAGAUGAUGCUGGAUCCGCAACAUCGAGCUUGGAAAUGGAACUUUUGGCGAGACGACCGAUGUUAGCGAGGGAUGAAAUGGGUGGGCCGAUGCUUCGGGACGACGAAGCCGAGGAGAUCGAUGUUGACGAAGAUUUGGAUCGAGAUGCUAUUGACGAUUUGUUUGAUGAGUUGGAAUUGACGACAGGGUUGACUGGAAAGGACAAGAGGAGACGAGAGAAGGACCAAAAGAUAUUGGAGGCUCAAGAAUCUGUGCAGAAGGAACAGAAUGCACAGGAUAGCAUGCCAUCACCUGCAUCAUCAGAGUCAGCAGAGCAGGAUGAGGAUGAGGAUGAGGAUGUAAUGUCGACAGAACUGCCUCCUGUGAAGCAACAUGGGAUAAAUGCCGAAACCGCGGCUUCGCCGGACGAGCUGCCGCCUGACGACAUUGUGUUGGAAUAUGUAUCGAAAUUAGGUCGACAAAGGUUAUUGGCGUUGGUUCAGACGCUGCAGAGCACGGAACAGCGGGUGGAGAUGGAGGAUCCUGCAAUCGUCGCACAACUGACGCCGAUAUCAGAUUGUGGGAAACCGCUCUCAGAUCAAUUGGGCGAGGCUGUGGAGAAGUUGGCUGCUUCGAAAGAACCGAUUCCCGAAUCAACCAGCGAGGAGGAUGUUUUGGAGUCAGAGCAGGUGGCGGAGAGUGAAAGGAAUGGGGGUGGUGGGUUGAAUCCGAGCAGGGGUUCAGAGCUUUCAGCUGCUCUUGAGCUUCCAGCUGGGACUGUGCAGUGUUCUGAGGAUGGCCUUGACUAUGGCGUUGCAGUACUACCACUAAUGAUCAGUGAGGUAGCCCUUGACAAUAAUCUCGUCAAAGCUACAACGGAAGCCGUCACCUGUAACAUCUCCACCUUGGUUGAGAGGGAACGGGAAUUUAUAGUCGAAAUCGGCUCAGAACCCGAGCAUAAACCCAAACCCGCACUUGAGCCCGAGCCCGAGCCUGAGUUUGAGCCUGAACUUGAAUCCGAACCUCAACCCCAACCUCAACCUCAAUCUCAACUGGAACCUGGGCUUGAACCUGAACCUGAACUCGAAUCCGAAUUAACAGCACAACUUAUCCAUAAUCAAAUUCUGCUAGAAGAACCGCACAAAGAACCCGUCACGGAUUCCAACACUGCUGUGGACCGCGAAUUGCUGGGAGAGAGCCAACCACCUACAAUGGACAUCCAAGAACCUGAUCCGAACUUCCACUACGGUGAUAUCGAUGAUUUAUCGACCAUUAUUGUUCCAAAAGCACAAGUACCAGUCACACCGAAGAAUCGUCAUUAUGGUAUUAAAUCUUCUAGUUCCCUGAGGAAGGCUAUCUCAAGCAGGAAGCAAAGCCGAAGACGUCUAUCCGAGGUUGGAACACCGAAAAGGGUAAGGACCCCGUUGUCUUCCAGACGGGAAGAACCUCGAACUGUACCGUCAAAAUUACAGUCCGAGGCCUUCCAUGCAACACCCCGUGCGUCGCCGCCAAAGUCUGCUGGGCCGAUGAAUUUCUGGUCGGCGCUACCAGGCGACCCCUUUUUCGAUCCUCGGUGGCAGGAUUCCCAUCCCGAUGGGGAGCCUGCUUUUGAAGAAUUCGAACGACGAAGAAUUCUACUCGAGGAACACGCAGUUGACGGGGCGAAACAAAAGAAAAAGGCUAGCGAUGGCUUAAUGGUUUUGGAUUCAUCACCUGUGAAGAAAAAGACAAGGACCAAAACUAACUCCCAAGCGACACCAAAGAUCAAGAAGCUGAAAGUAACCAAGGAGCCGAGGACCCCUACGUCGAAACGCGCCAAGUACGAAGAUGAGGUCGAAAGGAAGCUACACACGCCACGGUCUGGUAAAUUUUUAGAGUAUGUCAAACAGAAGGCUGCAAAGGAGAGGGAUGGCGCCGAAAAGGAAAUUGCUGUUGAAGGGCUGCCUGAUGGUACAGACGGAAAUACCGGCGCUGAACCACGAGCCGACGCAACAAUAGCAACCCCGACUCGAAGAAUGAGAUAUGACUAUGGACUGUCUGACAGUGAAGAGGAAGAUCUCCUCCCCAUUAACAGUCAGGACCUACAAAUAUCAAGCACCCAGACGCAAAAGAGAACUAGAGGCCGCCCUAGAAAGGCACUUGUGCCACUCAUUGCACCAGAUCCACCAGCUCCGUCCCCAAAAAGGCUCAGAUCCAUGGGAAGCUCGGCUGUUGAUCCUCUGACAAAGUGUGGCAACGCCGGUUACCGAUGUGGAAAGACCCUUUGUUUUAAAUGUACCGAUGAGUAA
This is a messenger RNA of Orbilia oligospora ATCC 24927, 2568 nucleotides long. RefSeq lists its product as uncharacterized. The coding region runs from base 1 to 2568 and encodes 855 amino acids. Gene Ontology annotation, cellular component: nucleus. The transcript has 2 exons. The record is from RefSeq and is a predicted model, not a curated record. Gene Ontology annotation, molecular function: protein heterodimerization activity; histone binding. Lineage: Eukaryota; Fungi; Ascomycota; Orbiliomycetes; Orbiliales; Orbiliaceae.